UUUCCCGAAGAACAUAGAAAGAGGUUUGCCAUCCAUAAAUGGUCUAAUUACUCUUUUGGAUUCUGAAACAGGCAGAGUGAAAAUGAUGCUGGAGGCUAAUGAAAUCACAGCUUGGAGAACUGCCGCGGCAUCUGCUGUGGCCACCAAACACAUGUACAAGGGUGAGAAGAAGGUGUUGGCAAUCCUGGGAGCUGGGGUGCAAGGAAAAAGCCACGCCUUAGCUAUGCAACAUUUAUUUCAAUUUUCAGAGGUAAAAUUGUGUGUUUAACUUAUUGUUGUUAUU
Molecule: messenger RNA, 283 nt
Organism: Homalodisca vitripennis (glassy-winged sharpshooter)
Lineage: Eukaryota; Metazoa; Arthropoda; Insecta; Hemiptera; Cicadellidae
Product: ketimine reductase mu-crystallin-like
Exons: 2
Coding region: 83-268 (61 amino acids)
Cellular component (GO): cytoplasm
Molecular function (GO): hormone binding
Source: RefSeq, a predicted model, not a curated record